Styela clava is the source of this 7566-nucleotide messenger RNA. Its product is annotated as zonadhesin-like. Gene Ontology annotation, molecular function: carbohydrate binding; calcium ion binding. NCBI's taxonomy places the organism in Eukaryota, Metazoa, Chordata, Ascidiacea, Stolidobranchia, Styelidae. The record is from RefSeq and is a predicted model, not a curated record. Gene Ontology annotation, cellular component: extracellular matrix.
UACUAAGUCUGAAUUGAAAUUUUGCCUGGGAGCUAUUUCACGACGUAUUUUGACAAUAAAGCAGAUUUUUAUAUGAACUUCCAUGUCUAGAUAAACUAAUAAAAUACAUUUACAGUGGAAUAUGAAUUACGUUGUUUAUUUUCUUUGGACAUUAUUAUUUGCUCUCACAUCCUCUCAAAGGAAUAACCCAGAAACUACAGAAAAUGAAGUUAAAGUUGAAUACAUUUGCAACAAUCAAAAAGCAACAUUAGAAUGCAACCAAGAUUUUCAUUUACUUUCUAUUGACCAUGCUUAUUAUGGAAGAAUGGAAAGAAAUGUGUGUCUGCAGCCAAAACCUGAUAUUAUUUUAAAAUUUCAAACAUUCCAAGAAUGUAUGUCGUACUCAUCUUUCAACACUAUAUGGAAAGUUUGCCACGGAAAGCGACGCUGUACUUUGUUAGCUAGCGAAGAUGUUUUCGGCAAUCCAUGUUUGAAUGGAAAUUCUUACAUCUUCGUUAAAUAUCGCUGUGCCCUCCCAGGCACCUCACAAUUUGGAAGUUGCAAAACCGGGGCUUGGGGUUCGUGGGCGAAUGACGAUGAUCCGAAAGGGGCAGGAGAUUUUGAGUUAUUCAGCAAUCACAGAGCCGAAGGGGUCGUUGAAUGUGACAAACCGUCCGGCAUGGAGGUUCGACUUUUAAACGGGGAUCCUUAUACUUUGGGAGAAGAUGUGAUCAAAAUUGAGAAAAAUUAUGGGGCAACUUGUAUCAAUCAACAACAAGAUGAUAGAGUUUGCAAUGAUUACAAAAUUAGAUAUUGUUGUGAUUCAAAAUGCGAACGACCGUUACCACCGACAAAUGGUUAUAUGACUUCUACUGAGACUCAAACAUUCUCCGAAGGAGAUAGAAUACAAUUUGCUUGUAAUUCAGGAUAUGAACUUGAGGAAUCAUCCGAUUUUAUUUGCCUCUCUUCCUCAGAAUGGUCCAGCAAUGUUCCAACUUGUGUUGAAAAGGAUACUAAUAAUAUCAAAUACUGCUUUACUACUGGAUUUCCUCACUAUACAACAUUUGAUGGAAGAAACUACAAGUUUGGAGGAACUUGUAGCUACACCAUGGCAAAAUCUACACGCAAUGUUUCAAUUGAGUCAUUUUAUGUAUCAAUUGAAAAUUCAAGAAUUUUGAAAAGCGAAACAUGGAUUCGAAAAGUUACAAUUGAUAUUUUCGGACAACAAGUUGAAAUGCAAUAUGGAAAAAGAAUCUUGGUGGACAAAGUUGUAGUACGUCUUCCCUUCGAAGUCGAGAACAAAUUUGUGAUUCGAACAAGCGGAAGAUUUAUAGAACUUUCAACAAAUUUCGAUAUGACCGUUACAUAUGAUGGACAGGGAUAUGUUUCAUUAGGUCUACCAGACAAAUACUCCGGUAACACAGAAGGAUUGUGUGGCAAUUACAACCAUAGUCCUGAAGAUGAUUUUGCAGUUCAGGGUGGAUUAGUUGUUUUAACUGAAACAAACACGUUUGGAAAUCACUAUCUCAUUCCUACCACGAACCCGGCAAAAAGUUGUAACUCUGUUGAUGUCAUGAUUGAAUCAUCUUGCUUGGAUUCAAAUAAUUUGAUGCAAUUUGAAGAUGAAUGUUCUGUCAUCACAAAUUCAGAUGGUCCGAUUGCUGCUUGUUAUUCUGUUGAGUCAGAAACUUUUCAUCAGAACUGUCUUUAUGACGUAUGUUAUCACAAUGGAUCAAAUGAUGCUUCGGAAUCCUCAAUAGCUGCGUAUGUUGAAAACUGCCAGAGAAGAGGAAUUGAGAUAAAUGAGUGGAGAAGCUCACUCAAUAAAAGUUGCGUUUGCGAUAAAGAUAACGUGCAAUCAGAUUUAGAAUGUGUGCCGCUGUCGGAUUGUGGCUGCAAAUUUGAAGGAAAGUAUUACAAGAACAGAGAAGCACAAUUAUCUUGGCAAUGUACAAGAAGAUGCGAGUGUCUUAAUGGAGUCACAUUUUGUAAUUUACAUACUUGCAAUGAGAGUGAAACGUGUAAGAGAAACAUUCUAGGACAAGAAACUUGCGUGAAAGAUUUUGAAGAUUCGGCACAUGUUUGCAGAGCCUGGGGAUCACCCCAUUACACAACUUUUGAUGGAAGUGGUUGGUACGACUUCAAUGGUCGAUGUGGAUAUAUCAUGUCAGCAUCAUAUACCCUACCACCUAAUGACCCACGUUGGUUUCUUGUCAGUGCCAAAGGAGGUUCUAGAGAUCAAACCCAAAGGAUACUAUUUCUAGAGUCUGUACAAGUACAACUUCAAGACAAAGCGUUGGACAUAGUUAUGUACAAAAAUGGCACAAUCACGAUGAACAAUGAUCGUGUGUUGGAGGCAAGAACAAAAUUAUUUACAAUAUCACGUUCCGGGCGCUCUGCAAUUGUUUCAACACCGUAUGGUCUGGAAGUAUCAUUUACUGGACAAGUUAUGUAUAUCAAGCUCAACGAAAGCUAUAAGGGACAGGUUCGUGGCUUAUGCGGAGAUUACAAUGGAGACCCGUCGGACGACCUACUCUUACCUUCAGGAUCCAUGGCAAGUUCACAUGAUCAAUUUGUCGGUGGAUAUCAGUUGGGAAGUUGUUUAAGUGAUCACGCAACAUCAUAUGUUUGUUCUCCUGAAAGAGUAGAUAUGUGGAAGUCUAUUGAUUACUGCGGAGCUUUAUUAAAUCCUGAUGGCCAGUUUUCAUCUUGUCAUCAACAUGUUGAUCCAGAAAUGUUCACAGAAAAAUGUUUAUUUGAUGUCUGUGUAACUGAAGGAGAUAAAUCCGUUCUUUCACAAGUAUUUGAAGAAUAUGUAGAUGCUUGCAAAAGGGAAGGAAUAGAUCUUUGUAAUUGGAGAUCAGUGACAGGAAUAUCACAGCUUCAAUGUCCCUCACAUAGCACUUACAACGGGUGUUCAUCAUCUUGUCAAGACACUUGUUUUAAUCCAUCAGCGUCAAUCAACUGUCGUAACACAACAGUUGAAGAUUGUGUGUGUGAUGCUGGUUAUUUGCUUGAGGGAACAAGAUGUGUGACUCCAAGGGAAUGUGGUUGCACCAAAGACGGAUUGUAUAUUUCUAACGGCGAUAUUAUAGUCAAUUCUGACACAAAUGUUGAAUGCAAAUGCAACGGACUAGACGAUAUAUCUUGUUAUUGUUUACCAGGCUUUUUAAUGCAAGAUGACAUUUGUGAAGAUGUGAAUGAAUGCACAGGAGAAAAUACUUGCCAUAAAGAUGCUGAUUGUACUAAUACCGUCGGAUCUUAUUAUUGUACCUGCAAGGAAGGCUUAGUUGGUGAUGGCGCGGAAUGCAUAGAUGUCAUAUGCCCGACACCGAAUGUAAUGGAAAACACAAGAAUCUACCCGGAAAAAGAAAGUUAUCGAGUAGGCGACAGAAUUUUAUACUUUUGCACAAUGGGUUACGAAUUGAAUGGAUUUCCCUGGAGAGUCUGCGAAAGCAACGGAACUUGGGCGAAUAAAGAACCGACAUGCAAAGAAAAAGUUGUCUGUGCUCAACCAGAUUUUAUCCGAAAUGGCAGAUUUACGCCAGAAAGACCGGCAUAUUUGGUAGGUGAAGCGAUUGCAUAUAGUUGUUAUAAUAAUGUCGACCUAAAAGGAGACAAAAUUAGAACGUGUUUAGAAAGCGGACAAUGGGAUGGUGAAGACCCAACAUGUCGAGAAAGAUGUCCAACACCGAAUGCUCCAAAAAAUGGUUUGGUGAUUUCCAUGAGCGACGGAUUUGUGGAAGAUGAUAUUGUGGAAUAUCAAUGUGAUAAAGGUUUUCAACUGACAACGAUACCGUUCCGUACUUGUUUAAAAAAUGGUAGUUGGGCAGGACCUGAGCCCUAUUGUGAAGAAAAAUUGUGCGAUGAACCUCCUUCCAUUGAUGCGGGGUUCCACAUACCGAGAAACCAGGACGAUUGGAAGAUUGGAGACACGAUUGAAUACAUUUGCAGUUCUGGAUAUGGAUCACCAGUCAUGCGAGUAAUGACAUCAGAAUGCUUAGAAAGUGGAAAAUGGUCAUUCGAGCCUCCGGCAUGCUUGGAUAUUGACGAAUGUCGUACAACAAUAUGCGAUAUGGAAGGCACUACAAACUACACUAAGAUUCGAGACUGCUUGAGGACUGUUCAUGACUGUCAUCCUGACGCAGAUUGCAUCAACAGUCCCGGAACUUUUCAUUGCGUCUGCAAAUUAGGAUACAAAGGAGAUGGACGUGAAAAUUGUUCAUUUUCUGUUCCUUGUCCUAUUCCACUAAGUAUUGAAAACGGAGAAGUUGAAUUUUGGGCGGAAGGCACAUCAGCUGAGGCAGGAGAAAUCAUAUUUUUCAGUUGUAAAAAUGGAUAUGAAUUGGAGGGAGAUUUUGUCAACACUUGCAGGAAUAAUGGAAAAUGGUUAAAAAGGAAUCCAGUGUGUAACGAUAUCGACGAAUGUGCAUCACAACCUUGUCACGCAGAUGCUAUUUGUGUCAAUACUCCUGGGAGCUACAUUUGUUUUUGCAGAGAAGGAUUCAAUGGAGAUGGAUUCAAUUAUUGUUCAGGAUGUCGAGUUGAAGGUUGUGGAUGCGAAAGAAAUGGGAUGAUUUAUAAAAAUCUUGAACUUUUUUGGACGAAAAACUGUGAGAACCAAUGUAUUUGCGAAGCAGGAGGUAUAAGAUGUGCAGAUAUUCCUUGUGAUGAGGACCAAACGUGCGUCCAAGACCCAAUCGGAUCAUAUUAUUGUCAAGGAAAAUCUGGAAAAUGUGAAUUAAGACCUCAUUUAAUUGAAGUUCCGUAUUGCUUCGACAAAUACAACCGCACUGUACAAUAUAAUGCCGGGACAUGUUCGUAUACAAAGUGUUCUUCAAGACAAAAUACCUGCUGUGGGAUUGCUUUGGAAGAUAAUGAAAUUCUUGAGUGUAAAGAUGCAUUCUACAACGACUAUACGAUAACUGUUCAGAAGGUUGCCCGGUGUCAAUGUCAACAGUGCAUCAAUUCGAGAACAUCGUUCCAUGGAAGAGCUUACGGAAUCAGUGAUAAAGGAAACUAUGUCCCAUUUUCACACGGCUUAAUAUAUCAUGAUGGUGAAUUUCUCACAACUACAAAUGUAGAUGGCACAUUUACGAUAUAUUUUGAAGCCGGACUACAAGAGUUCUUACUUAGAUUUGAAGACAACCAAAAAUUAUUCUUAACAACAAUGAAGAUAUUGAAAUUUAAAAAGAAUGGCGGAUCCAUAUUCAUAGAUAUUCAAAUACCAAUGAUAUCAGAAGAACUAACAGAAAAUAAUUCCAUGAACGAGUGGACAAUAAACUUAGAAAAAGCAUCAAUGUCAGUCAAUCCCGUGUCGUUCUACAAACUGUCCGGUCAACCAUAUGAGGGUAAGGUCACUUAUAAUGCAAAAUAUGUCAACGAGAGGGGAUAUGAAAUUGAAACAACACCAGGAACGUUUUAUUCACGCAGAGGAGAAUUGAUGUUGUUCUAUGAUAUUUUGUAUUGCAUGUUCAGAGGACAGAGAGAUGAAGCGUUGAUGCAUUUGAAGGCGGUGAUAUAUCCAUCAGUCAAUCAUAUAUCAAAUCGUAAAGAUAGAGAUGAAGAUUUGAGUUUAUGGGAAUGGAGCUCCUUUUUUCAACAAUGGGAUCAGAGAGAAAAGCUGAAGAAGAAAAGCAGAAAUGGAAAGGAGCUCGUCUGUGAAUAUGACUUCACAGAAUCUCAUAAUUAUCUGGCAAUAGCACGAGCUGCAAGGAAGUUAUGCUAUGUCAAAGUUCGAGGAUACAAAACUAAUGACUUCAGAAUUGCUGAACAAAUAGAUGAUUUGAUUGCAAAGGGAAUUUACAAAGCAAAUAAUACUUGGUAUACAUCUGUAGAAGAUAUUACGACACGAUCUCAAGGAGUUUGUCUCCCUUUGCCGUGCGAUGAAGAUCUAUUUACAGCAAAAUUUAAAGUUUAUAUCAACGGAAACACUACGUUAAAUCCCGAGGAGCUUAAGAACAUUCAGGGAGUAUAUGUCAAUUCCGAAGACAAUUCUAUUAAUUUCGAUGUUGAUUCAACAAAGGAAAAUUUGAGAGGUCCUAUAUACGAAACGAAAGAGGAAUGCCAACUAGCAUCUAUCAGAGAAGAUCAUCACCGCUUUUAUAUACAGUCAAGAUACGUAAAAGAAUUCAACACAGCUCCAGUAGAAGAGACUAAUCUUCUCGGUACUUGGUAUAAUACACCAUUCAACUGGUGGUCGAAACCUUUUGAUUUCACAACUUGCUACAUUAAGAUUGGCAUAAGAGGUGACCGAACCAGGAUUUUGGCAAAAAGUUUAGUUGGGCAGAGACUAAAUAUGGUUGGAAAAUUGUACGGAUUCCGAGAAGAUAUAAGUUGGGGAGAUAGAAACAUGUCUGCUGCUUGCAUAGAGGUGAAAUGCAGCGGAAAUUUGCUUGAUGCAAUAAAAGAUAUAACAUUUGUGGAUAUCGAGCCAAAAGGUUCCUGCAAACAAUCUGGAAUCAAUCCAAAAAUCAAGCAAAUGAAUCAAAACGUAUACAUAACCCAGAGAAACGAAGGAUCGUAUCGAAUGUACUACCCAGAAAAUGUUAAUGGACAACAGUAUGGACUUUACACGCAUUCGAGCAGGGAUCUUUUUAUCAGCAAAAUGACUGCACUAAGAAAAUGUUAUGCCGGAAACGGCGGAAUGUCUAACGUUAUGAUACCUAGUCAGGGCUUAGGUUUAGUUUUUGAUUGUUAGUGAAGAAUUUUGAUAUAUAAAUAUGUAUAUACUGCUACAAUUUUUGAGUUGUUUUAAUUAAAGGGCGCUUCAAUAUGUUACAAUACAUAAAUAGUGUUAUUUAUGACAAUAAACACCAAUAUACAAAAAAUAGCUAGAAGAGACUUUGAAAGUCUAACAUGGGACGAAGAAGAGAAAUGCAGCAUAAUAGUAAUUUGACGAGUUAAAAUACGAUCUUCAAGUAAUCACGCGGAAUUUAAUUUUGAUCAUAAUGCCUGACCUAUUCAGAUACAUUUUAACAUAAAGAAUUAGGUGGCCUUUGCUAGCCUAACUAUUUAUUCUCUGAUGUAUGUUAAAAAAGUUAAAUAAACAAGAUUAGAUAAUUAUACUAGCUAUUCUAAAAUUUAAAUUAUAGGAAGAAAAUUCUUCUCGAUUCUGAAUGCAAAAUGGGAAAUGGGAUGAAAUAAAUGGGAUAAUUUCGAUUGAAUCACUAACCAUUAGUGACAACAAUGGUAUUUGAAUUUGUCUCGUUGAGCUUGCGGUUUGACUAGCACUUUUAUCCUUGUUUCCGUGCUCGGAGAUUGCACAAGGCGAUGUAACAAUAUUUCUAAUAUUCCUUAUGCUAUCUGAUUCUAAAUUUGAGAAAGAUAAAUUCAGUCUAAUUAAUGUCCUGUUAUAUAAUUGUUGAUUCAAGCAGUUUAUACCAUACAUUUUUAUUUAUAUACUCAAAGGUUAUCUUUUGGCUAUCAACUUCACCAGCUCAGAUACCGCAGGCGCACAGGGUGCAAAUUGCCGGUUAACUAAACAUACCUAUCUCGGCGAAUGACGCGCUUAGAUAGGAUAUGAUGGACUGAUACCACCAUUCGUAUCAAAUACAAAAUUACUAAACUGUUAAAAACCAUCAGAAA